AUGCUUGGGGGCGACAGGCACUCUUACGACGAGGGCGCAGACGAGCACGACACCGCCUCCGAGGACGAAGUGAGCAAAGCCAAGAUCAUCUUUCCCCUGGGUACGGCAGGCAUUACCAUUGACGACUUCCUCGCGGCCUUUGACGCCGGUCGCUUCAACAAUCAAGGCUACAUUGGCAUAUAUAUGGAGAUCAGCCAAUCCGGAAACCGGGAUGUGCUGCAUGCAAGUGCUGCCAUAAAACUGCAAGGGGAUUUUUGUGCAGGGAUAAGGUGUCUGCGCGAGGUCUAUCAUAAUGCGCCAGAGCACAAGGCCAAUGUGAAAAACGUUUUGAGGAAUCUGGGACGGGAAUCUACCAAAGAAGCAUUUGAAGACUAUUUGAAGACAUUGAAAAUUCGCAAGGCCGUCGCUGACGUGGCUUUGGAAGAUUUCUGUGAGCUGUUGUUUGCGGUUACGACGUUUUUUGUGGGCGCGUUGGGCGCUGGGAAAGUUAUGUCGACGGUGUUUGCGGGACUCGGGUUGACGUACUCGUUGACGUUAGCGGCGAAUGUGUAUCUGUACAUGUGGUCGUUUGUUAGUUUGGAGCCCAGCACCGGCGCCAUCGAAUUCAGCAAUGUCGAGGUAUCUUACGCCUCUCGGCCCACACCAGCCCUGGAGAACCUAUCGCUGCACGUUCCAGGCGGCCGGCACAUCGGUAUUGUCGGCCGAACGGGGUCCGGGAAAUCGACUCUUGUAUCGGUGCGCAAGACGGUUGUGGUUAUUGCCCAGGAACCCGUGUUGUUUGCGGGGACCCUGCGGGAUAACCUUGACGCGCGCGGGGAAUUUGACGAUGCGCAGCUGUGGCGUGCUCUGGAGGAUUGUGGGAUCAAGCAGUUGUUUGGGGACCAGAUGGCGAGCUUGAACACGAAGGUUGAGGCGCAGGUGCGAAUUUCAGUGUGGGGCAGCGUCAGCUCAUCUGUGUUGCCGAGGCUCUUCUCGCAAAGCCCAAUUCUGGUCGUAGAUGAAUCAACGGCCGCCCUCGACCCCAGCAUCGAGCAACGUCUCCGCACCCUCCUCGACAGCGGGCUCCCGCCUACCACAACAAUCAUCUCCAUCGCGCACCGCAUCGAAGCACUGCCGAGCAUGCACCGCGUUAUUGUGCUCGCGAAUAGCGCGGUUGUGGAGGACGGGACCCCGUUCAGGCUGUUGAGCGACCCUGACUCCGCGUUUUAUGGCCUGGCGGUGGAGGCGGCGAGGGGUGAGGCGGGUUUGGACGUAUUUAGAGUUGAUGCGUUUGGACGGCCUGUUUGA
Fimicolochytrium jonesii is the source of this 1287-nucleotide messenger RNA. RefSeq names its product P-loop containing nucleoside triphosphate hydrolase protein. Gene Ontology annotation, biological process: transmembrane transport. The record is from RefSeq and is a predicted model, not a curated record. Lineage: Eukaryota; Fungi; Chytridiomycota; Chytridiomycetes; Spizellomycetales; Powellomycetaceae. The transcript is spliced from 8 exons. Bases 1 to 1287 code for a protein of 428 amino acids. Gene Ontology annotation, cellular component: membrane. Gene Ontology annotation, molecular function: ATP hydrolysis activity; ATP binding; ATPase-coupled transmembrane transporter activity.